Pomacea canaliculata is the source of this 4431-nucleotide messenger RNA. RefSeq lists its product as uncharacterized. NCBI's taxonomy places the organism in Eukaryota, Metazoa, Mollusca, Gastropoda, Architaenioglossa, Ampullariidae. The transcript is spliced from 10 exons. The coding region runs from base 256 to 1953 and encodes 565 amino acids. Gene Ontology annotation, molecular function: cell adhesion molecule binding. Gene Ontology annotation, cellular component: cell-cell junction. The record is from RefSeq and is a predicted model, not a curated record. Gene Ontology annotation, biological process: cell-cell adhesion.
UGUAUGAACAACUUGAGGACUCCAUCGUUAAACUUUACUAAGACAUCCAUCACUAGGCAAAAGGAGGAACCUUCUCUGCCUUGGUAUUCCAGGAUCAUAUAUAUUUUAUGUGUUAAAGUAAGAGUUCUUGUAAUAACAGGAUGUAUUAAAGUCCACUUUACAUUCCGGGUUAUGAAAUAAUCUACAAUAGAGAAAAGAGGCUGAAAGAUAGCACGAUCAUUUUCUGCGAAACCUUUCUUGAAACCAGUCAGAGGAAUGUACAUCUGCGCCUUACAUCAGCAUGGGAAAAAGCAAUGGUGCUUGUGGGUAGCAGCUCUCUUGCUUUCUCUUCGCUCUUCAGUAGACAGAGUUUCAGGUGUACUUAUAUUCCCCUGUGGUAAAGACGGCGUGAGAGAAGUGCUGGCUGGCCAAGACACUGUCUUCAACUGCACGGCUCAGGGAGAAGUGGACUGGAGACUGCAACGCCAGGGCGCCGAUAGUUCUGAUUUGUUAUCAACAUGCGCUGAUACUUGCAUUAAGACGGAUGAUUUCAGGAAACUGUUUAUUGCCACUGUAGUGAAUUCUCGCCAUUCAAGUUCUAUGACCAUCAAAGCUUCAAAUCGUUCAGACAUCGGUCUUUUGUUAAACGCUAGUCUUCAGUGUGUUCUUACAGUUGGAAUAUCACCUGUGAACUCGGGUCAUUGUGAACUCAACUUUGUGUAUCCUCCAGAGGGCGUUUCAUGCACCGCAAUUAAUACGUCAUGGAUCGUGAAUGUAUCAUGUGACAUCGGCAGUGUCUACUCCUCCCGUGGACGUUACUUGUGUCAGUUGUAUAGGAGAAACCACGAUUCAAGAAAUGAAACUGUAGAAAUGAUCACGAUGGUGACGUUUCCAACCAGCGAGAGCACCCAGGGUGAAGUGAAAGUGUCAGGCUCCUGUCUGUUCAACACAACUCUCCCAGUAGAAACAGGACGUUAUGGUUUUUAUGUUGUCAUCUAUCCUGGUGGACGAACUUACAAUGCAAAAUUGACUGGUGGUUUCGAGUGGAUUAUAAAUGAAGGACCUCACAUGCCAACAGUGUCGUGUAGCCCACAUCCCUACGUGUUAGAAAACACUAAUGUCACCUGUACCUGUAAGACCAAUAGUCUAGGACAACCUGCAGGCUACCUGAGGUGGGUCAUUGGUAACCAGACAAACCAAGGACAACCAGCAAGGCAAGAGUACCUGUCCGUGAGAUCACAAGAAAUGAACUUUACUCAUCGCUUGACUCUCUCGGAUCAUGAGAGAACCUGGUUCAGGUGUGACGUCAUCAGAAGAGGAAAUGAGACCCGUGGGAACAUCUACACAGCUAAUGUUGGGUAUGCUGCAAAAGUCAGUCGGUUUUCGCUGAACGGUUCUGGACGGAAUCAGACAGUGAAUGAUGGAGACCAAGUGGACUUUCUGUGUGAGUCAGAUGGCCGACCUUCACCACACAUCUCCAUCUAUCGUAAUAACAACACUGUUAUAUUUAACGGCUCGAAUGUUGCCAACUACACUUUCAUCGCUCGCUGUGAAGACACAGCAAUGUACUUGUGCUCUGCCAGGAACGAGUUUUCACAUCACGUGACCACCUCCCUCCGUCUCGAACUCGGUGUUUUGUGCAAACCUCGAGGUCAGCUAUCUACGCAUAUUGGUGACUACAAAAUAUAUACACAUGAGGAAGUAACGUUUGAUAUCAUCGCUUACCCUGUGCCGUACGAGUAUCAUAUGUGGUUGGUAAGAUCAUCAAAGAGCAGCAAUACAAUGAGCAUCGAUAACAUCAAAGACCACAUGUUAAAUAUAACUUGUAAGGCUGGAAAAGUAAAUCGUUACCUAUCUACAUGCAUUCUGACAUUCGUCAACUUAACUUCCCAGUCAGCUGGUCUGUACAAGGUUCAAAUCAUCAACGAGGUUGGCGAUGGAAACGUCACCGUCAGAAUAGACUUCAGUGAGUGACUUCAAAUAUAUCACUAAUAAGUUUAUUACUGUUCAGCUGUUAUAGUUGGCACGAGGACUAUUCUCGUUCUUUCUCGCGGUAUGCUAACGGUGUUUCUGACUGUAAUAAUAUAUGUCUGCUGUUAAAGUUAGUUCUUGUAUUAUGUGCCUACUAUUAUUAUUCCUAACAUUUAUGAGGUUAAAGCCAAAUAAACAUAAAAAUUCUUUGUCCAUUAUUUUAACUUUGUCUUCUAUGUGUCCUAGAUGAACUGGAACAACAUAAUUCAUUUGCUAUUGUUGGUGUUGUAAGUGGCAUCGUAGUCGUCUUCAUAUUUAUUGUUGUCAUCGUUACACUUAAAAAAAGGAGGAAAAAGAAUGGUAGGCCAUUAACAACUCUUUCUAGCUUGAAUAAAACUUGGUCGAGUGAUAUUUUGUUCAUUGUAGAUGUCGGAGUAAUUUAUUGUAAUAUAAUAAGCUUAUUAUUAGCUUAAUACCUCAGGGUUAUAGACCACUCCAGAGAGGCUUCUUGCCUUCUACUUGAUAACAGAUAAAAUUUAGCAGCGUGAUGCUUCUUAAGCAUCAGGGUUCGUCAACCGCUCCCGGUCAUAUCUUAUCAGCUUUUUUCGGCCAUCCUCAUAUUGGUUCGCACAAUCUUCCGAGAUUUAUUGGUUGUUCGUGCUAAAGUGCCGAGAGUACUAAAAAGCAAUGAUGAUCGUUUUUAAAUGUCGUGAAUGUAGACUGCCAUCAGCCCGGCAUGUCAAUGCCGCAAGAAACUCGCGUUAAGGGGGCAAAGUUCUUGCUGGUGAGAAGAGUGACAGCAGCAUUCACUUGUACAGAACAUUUUGGUGAGGCCCAUAACAAGUUAUUGUCCAUCAGUACUGCUGUGAUGUCUUUGGUUCCUAGCCCUCCUCCUUAUAAUGAUUGAAUUCCAGCCCCACUUAAGACUCAUAACUACCGGCGCUUCACAACCGGAGCCCUGUCAGACGCCCCUGUAUGCUGUAGUGGACAAGAAAAAAAAGAAAGGAAACCAGCGCCCCGCCAGCAUCGUUGACAAAGAAAAACAAAUGGAGAAAGAAAUCAAACAAGGUAUUGAAGGUUCAGAACCGAGCCUCCCACCUACGUGUCAAGUAGUAUACGCUGUUGUUGACAAGACCAAAAACAAAUCUGCAGGCAAGUGUGAUAACUUUCAAACGGUGGGCAUGGAUAAACGUCCCAAAACAGAGAAUGGUCGAAGGAAAGAGGUUUACUCUACAGAAGACUCCAAGUGUAAAAGCGAUGACUUAGGCGAUUACCAGAAUAUUAUGGGCCCACAUUCAGAACAAGAUGAGGAUUAUGUCCAGUUGGAUGCUCGCAGUCCUGCCUCACGUUCUCAUACAGUCGAUGAUGGCAGGUGGCUCAACUCGGCAGGACUUCUUUACACCUUCCCCGCCUUUGAUGUCGGCAAUGGUGUGAGGUGUCGCCCACCGCCCACACACGAGGAGACAGAAUACUGCGCACUUCGCCUGAUGGCAAAUGCUUUCCCUGUCAUUGAUAGAAAAUCAAACGAUUAAGACAUAGGCGCGUGUGUGUGUGUGCGCGCGCGUACGAGUGAAUAAGAGGCAACCUGAGUGUUAUUAACAAGGGAGAUAACUGUGCAUGUGAGAUAUAUAUAUAACUUCAGUAAAAUGAACCAUUGUGUGAAAUUACUUGAAGGUGGGAUUUACGUGUGAACCAAAAGGCUUUUCAAAAUGUUUGUAUCUAAUUUAGUCUUUUGGUAUUAUUGGUAUGAUGCAUUUCAGGAAUUCUUAGUGGUACACAAGUUACAGACAUGUGAGUCUUUGGUAACAGUUUAGCUAGGAAGACACUUGAGAAUAUAUUAAACAUGGCAGUGAAUAUUAAGGAAGUUUGAUCCUGUUAUCAUACAACCUCUUAGAAAGACUAAUAUCGACAUUAAUCAGCUUUAGCUGACCUGAGCUCAAAGCCGGGAGACAGGUCACGUGCACAGGUCAGGCCUGAAUUAACAUGGGAGUUUGACCUUCACUUUCGACAGGUUUUCACUGAAGAUUACCAUAAUGAGAAGAUUUGUGCUGACGUUGUCUAGCACUUAAUCUGCUCCAACAGGAAAUGGAAUAUGGAUUGUCAUUAUUUUCCUGUUUACGCCAGUCUCGUCUGGUUAAACUGGAGACUUUGUCACUCAGCUUGCUAGGAAUUCAGAGAUUAAGAAUAAUUUCAUCUCAAAGUUCAUUAUUUAUAUAUAUAUUUCAUAUGCUCAUAUGAUUACAUAUGGAGUUCAAAGAACUGGUCAAUGUAAACAAGAAAAAAGAAAACAAUUCGAGAUAUGAAACUCUUUGUAGCUAUGUGAUAGCAAAGAUACUAAAUAAUAAUAUCUACUAUCUCAAGUGACAGUAAGGAGGAAAUAAACUAUCAGGUCUUUCAAUACACUAUUGAAGUAAAACAGUUGCACCUUUGUAUUGCAUUAUGUUACGCCUGCAAGUUUCGGAAACUUUUUUCUCUAAACAG